CAAUUGCGUGUGUCUCUUUUUAUUGUUGGUCAGCAUGUCACAGUCAAAUCAUUCGCUUAUUCAGUGUUAAUAAAACCAUUUACCAUGACGCAAGGAAGUGUCUCGUUCUCACAAAAUGCAGAUUUACCUGACUUUAGUCCUUAUUCUCAACUCCUUUCUAUAUCUCAGAUGUGAAAAUAAUUUCCGGGAAAAGCCGGAAUUUAGGAUCCUUUCGCCACAAUUUAUGUGCAAUUCAAAGGAUACCAAUAGCUCAAUUGAAUCUCCACCGGAAAAAAUUACAAUUCGCUUUCAGCCGAAGGAAGGCAAGAAACUCACAUACUUAGUGCGAGUUUAUUUUGAAUUCAUUGAAGGAUGGAAGAGUCAGAGGCAUACAAUUUCUCUCUGGCGAAGCAUUCGAAUGCUCGAAAAGAGGAUUCGGAAUACAAGUGAAGAGAUUUCAAUGAAUAAUCAGAUUCAUAUAGAUCAAAAGGAACUUACUCCCGGGGUGAUUUACACUUUCAAUAUCGGCGGAAAGGAUUCAGUUGGGGACAUGAGUGCUGAGAAAAAUGUUACUGUUAUAUAUCGAGCGGAUAAUGGUGCUAAAUCCAAAAGGGAUAUUUCACUGUUGCUCAUUGGAUCCGUCUACAUGUACGGUCAUUUGCCACUCCUCAUUCAGGCCAAUUUGAUUUUUUGUGAACCUACUAAUGACUAUGUGUUCAAAUGGGAUAUGCAAAACUUGGAGGAAGAACAUCGAAUAUGGCUAAAGACUCCUGGAAAAACUUUCUACUUGCCGCCAAAUCUUGUCAAACCUACUCAACAAGACAGGAUCGAUGUUCAAGUCCUUAAUACAAAUCGAACUGAAAUCUACACACAAGUAAAUACUAUCAAUCCAACUGAUCUAUUUUCUUCUAAAUAA
Molecule: messenger RNA, 895 nt
Organism: Phlebotomus papatasi
Lineage: Eukaryota; Metazoa; Arthropoda; Insecta; Diptera; Psychodidae
Exons: 4
Coding region: 116-895 (259 amino acids)
Source: RefSeq, a predicted model, not a curated record